CUCGAGGGAAAUGAUGACAAGCAUGAACGCGCUGCUUUGUGGGCUGGUGGUGUUUGUGCUGGCGGCCGCCGGUUGGGCAGCGGAGGUGCCAGUUUCCUUCGUGAGCUACCUCAACGGGAGGUCAUCAUCAUCCUGCAGCACAGGCGCCCUGAAGGCAUGCAGGAAGAAGGUAAGCGAGCAGGGCGGCCAGACGGACGGCUGCCUUGACGGCUGCCUGGACGGCUGAAUGGCUGAUCAUGCGCAGAUCAGAUCCCCAUCUAUCUAUCGUCUUUCUUCUUGCUUCCAUUCAUUGGCUGUGUGUUGUCUUCGCUUGCUGCUGCUGCUGCUGCUGUGUGUGUGUUGACUGACAGAGUUUGUUUCGUCCAGGUGUAGGGUGCCUGACGAUGCGCAAGGACUCCAACAAUGGGGAGGGGCCGCAGGGCAACAAAGACGACUUCGAGUACAGGGUCAGAAGGGAAACCAGAGCAGGGAGGGAGGGAGGGAGGAACGAUAGGCAGAGAGUGGACACAUCUGUGUCACAAAGGUGUAGGCGUGUAUGUGUGUGUGUGUGUGUGUGUGUGUGUGUUGGCUGACAGGGUGGUGUAGACUGGGAUGCCGAGUGGAAGAAGGUGCUCGAGGGACAGCAGGUGCGGCGGGGCGGGAUGGGCGGCUCAGCCAACAUGCGCACACACACAUAUAUGCACACGCGCAUCGCGUGGAGGAUGGGCCCAUCCGACCGAGGCACCACAUACGUGUUGUGUGAUGCAGGACAAGAUUCAGCGUCCCAAGGGGACAGAGGUGCUGACGGACUUCCAAAAGACGCAAAAGAAACUGCAGUCAAACCUCAGCCGGUGAGUGAGUGAGUUGGGGGCAGGCACCAACGAACCAACCAACGAACGAACGAACGGUCUGCGGGUGCAUUACAUUCCUGUCUGUCUGUCUGUCUGUGGUGCGUUCUAUGUCUGUCAGUAUUCCGUCGUCCUUGAGUGACUAUGUGGGCGACUGGCGCUUCUGGCUGGUCGUCAUACUCGCACUCUCCUUCAUCGCGUCAUUCGUCACUACCUUCAACAGGUAGGUCGGCGUGAGCAAUGAAAGAACCGCACACCCACUUGUAUGUGUGUGUGUGUGUGGUGCCUGCCUGCCUGCCUGCCUUGUUGUGUCAGGCCACAGCUGACGGUCCAGUCCACUCAGCUGCAGGCCCUGCUCGGAGAGUUUGUGGAAGAGACCGAAGACAUGGUGACCUUCACACACAGACAGACAGACAGACAUCCACAAACACCCACCCGCAUCCGCCGCCCUCCCACAGGCCGCCUCUGCUUCCUGUCUGUGUCAGUUUGCCUCCUUGUGGAGCACUGCCGAGCCAGCGGACGAGAUGAGUACGGGUGGGGGUCUCGUGCGAUACGCGUCGGCAGCACAGGCUGAGGAUGCCCCCCUCCCUCUCCACUGGAUGUCGCUCGCACUCCUCGACAGCCUCAAGGAGAGAACCUGACACACCCUGACCGAGUGGAUGGGUGGGUUAGGAAGGGACGAUGGCUGGCUGCUCGCCUGCCUGCCUGCCUAGAGACGCAUCUGCCUGUCUGUCUGCCUUGGGCAGGGUGGGCGUGUCGUCUGGGUGGUAUGGCAACGAAGUAGCCGAAUCUAGCAACCCCCCACAUUGGGAGGGGACGGAUUGUUGAGUACGAGAAGUACGAUAGAUGCCUACUUAGUUCUCUGUGGUGGUCUGUCGGUUGAUUGGAUUGACUGAUACCCUUUUUUGUGCUGGAGGGGGGGGAGCCUUGCCGUCGAAGACAGCUCCUCCUUCCCUGCCCUCUCCUUCUCCCUCUCUUUCUCCCCCUCUCUCUCUCUCUCCCCCUCUCUGCCUCUGUCUCCCUGGCUGCUCGAGUGUGUAUCUUACCCUUCUCUCCUGUGUGGCUGUCUGGCUGUUCCAUCGGGGAGGGGUGCGGUCAGUCGGUUGUGUGCGUCGGCUCUGUACCAUAAGUACGCUGAGGGCCGUGUUUGAGCGUCAAUGCGAUCCGCUGGCAGGGCUGGCUGGUGUGGCUGGUGGUGCUCGUGAGUGAGUGUGGUGAUAUACGUGGGUGUGGUGUACAGAAUGAUUGAUUGAUAUAAGGAGGGAGUGGGUCACUACUACUGUAGGUCUACGGUGUGGUGUGUGGUGUGUGUUGGUGUGAGUGCCGGCCGCUAGGGCUUCUUUAUACGAUCCAUCCCGCAUCCACCAGUACUGAUCGACUGGACGAUCGACUGGACGAUUGGUUAUUGAUUGACUAACUGAACACCCACCAUUGAUUGCCC
Vitrella brassicaformis is the source of this 2268-nucleotide messenger RNA. NCBI's taxonomy places the organism in Eukaryota, Vitrellaceae. The record is from the annotation of a GenBank genome assembly.